Molecule: messenger RNA, 2646 nt
Organism: Symbiodinium natans
Lineage: Eukaryota; Dinophyceae; Suessiales; Symbiodiniaceae
Source: the annotation of a GenBank genome assembly
AUGUGCCGCUGCCGUGAGGCAGAGACCAUGGCAGAGGACAUCAUGCCCACGCAGACCCUGGUUGAGCCGAAGGCGAAAGCAAGCCGCAUUGAGAGGACAGUGACGCACUCCUGGCCCACAACGUCUGUAGUCCAGUCUUCGCCUGUAGACUUGCCUGUGCCGACCGCCAGGCCGUCUCCAACCUCCAUGAACGAGGGUGAGGAUGAGGAGGAGGCCAUCGUCGGGCCGCUGCCGGAUGCGGCGAUGAAGCCGCCAGAACCCGGCGCCUUUGGCAUCGCAUUGGGAGCAGGCGAUGCUGAGGUGCCAGCACUGCAAGAGUCUGCGCUGGCAGACAGUGCCUGGUCAGAGUCCGCUCCUGAACGAACACCGACGGAGCUGCCUGAGGACAUGCCUGUGCCAACCGACGUGCCUUCGCCAACCUCCCUGCGCUCGGAGGACGAGGCGGACACCAUCGUCGAGCAGGUUGGGACUUUGCCUACGCAGACACUGGUGGCCCCCAAAUUUGAGGCGCGUGCUGGGGUCGCUGCGCAUUCGGAGGAUGAGACUGCAGAGACGAAUGUUCCCGGCGUGCCACAGGCAUCGGCAGCGGCCGGAUCCAGCGUCUUCAUGUCGGAUUCUGGCAUAGUGCCCUCACCCACCGACAUGCCGGUUCCGACAGAACUGCCCUCCCCCACGUCGGCAGGGCCAGCUGUGACUGGCGAGGAGCUCAUCACGACUGCCCCGCCUCCUACGGCCCCGACGGCACUGGUGCAGGAAGCGCCCCCAGAUGCAGAUUUCCCACCUCCCAUGCCGGAGUCUGCGAUACCGUCGUCGGUGGCGGGGUCGCCUUCUGAGAUGCCGGUACCCUUGGACGACGAGAUGGCCAACUGCCCGGCCUGCGGCAACGUGUACGCGGAGGACUCGAUCUUCUGCCGGAAGUGCGGCCACAAGCGCGGCGAGGCAGCACAGGGAACGAAGCCGGGAUCACAGCUGUACGCAGAGGAAGCGCAUCACGAGGUCCUCGCCCACCGCCUCGCCAGCAAGUAUUCAAUGAAGAACGCAGUGAAAGUAGCCACAGACUCAAAUAGUGAAUUUGACAUUCUGAAUUCAACUGAACAGGAAGUGGCCGUGCUGGUCCCAACAGAGAGGCCUGGCAAGACCCAGCUUCCUUCAAGCCUGCCCCCCACCGGAUCCUACCAGGUGCCCGUGCAAGGAGUUUUCGUCGGCAGUGGGCAUGUCCUCCUCGGUUCGGACCUCGGCUGGGGACACCUUGACUUCACUGCGGGAGGUGUGAACUCCUUCAGCUUGAGAAUAGAGAGGCCGCCACGCAGUGUGGCGCCCGACGCCCAAACUCCCAGCGGUUGCGGCCUGGACCUCGGAGCGUUUACAAGGUCAGCAGCGCUCCCCAACGGAGAUGCCAGUGCCGACGGACGUGCCGUCACCGACCACGCCCUGCGAGGGAUGAUGCUCUUCCAGUGUGUGCUGAAGAUGCGGAUUGUGACAGCAGGGGGCAUCCGAGCGAAGACCAGCAGCAUCGAGAAGACCCUGACACACUCCCGGCCUGCCACGUCAGUAGUCCAGCACGGGUCUUCGCCAGUGGACGUGCCCGUGCCGACCGCCAGGCCGUCUCCAACCUCCAUGAAUGAGGGUGAAGAUGAGGAGGAGGAGGAGGCCCCGGGGACCUGCAUGUUGAAUUUCAAGUUUCCGGACCCAGGUAUCCCAACCGGAUUCUUUCCUUACCUAGCGAUUGGCCCAAGGUUGCGGAGCGGUGAUGUGCUCACCUUGCAGAUGAGCAGCAUUGUUCACACCAACAUUGCUGCUUUUGCUGCGAUCCUUGGCACCCGGACCUCGUUCUUUUCUUUUCAGCUUGGGUAUGUCAGGCCACAGACGCCCAAGGCCGCAAGCCGCCCGGAACCCUAUGGAACAUCCAACCUAAAAGCCUAUAACCAGUCGAGCUGCUUCCCUGGUCGUGAGGGCGUGGCCGGUGCACUGGUCCACCAGUUGCUGAAAAGGAUGUUCGAGUUCUUUCAACUGCUUUGCGGCUUCAUUGGUGCAGCAGCAACAUCCUCCGGAAAACGGUUCGUGUAUGAUGUUCGCUGGUCAGGGCCCCAAACGGCACAGGAAGGGAGGCCUCGUCCGAGCCCCGAGUCUUCACACCCUGGCACUGCCAACCUGGUCGUCGCUCCGGAGGACAAGGUUGUGUCCAUGGAAGCACAUGCCUCCGACGGAGCUGGAGCAGCUGUGCAGCCUGCUCCUUCGACGCUGCUUCAGCAGCUGCACAUCCAUGCGACGCGGCUUCUGCGGGAGAAGAUCAAAGCAGAUGGACAGCUGAACGGCAACAGCGAGCUGCUUGAAGAAGAGACUGCAAAGGGUCAAGAAACAGCAAAGGGCCAUCCGAAGUACAUGCCAACUCCUUCGAAGCGCACCGCGCCCCGGAAUCAGCCCACACGCUCGGCCAAGCACGAAGGGGAGGACCGCAGCAAGGGCAACGGCCCGAAGGCCAUCCGGCGCCAUGAGCUGGGCGCAGGCAAGGGCCGAGCGUCCCCGCGCCCCACAGGCAAAGCCCCAGUGGCGCAGUCUCGACUCAAACUGCAAGAGCUGGCUCCUUCAGUGGCGUCCCCGAAGCCAGACGCCGGUGUGAGUCUGGAGUCCGACCUCCGGUCAUAA